GACAAAUUGCCCUCAUCAUUAUCUCUGGGCUUGUCAAUCAAAUAUAUUCCCUUAUUUACCUCAGCGAGGAGAGAGCCCCGGGAGCACACGGAGAGGGAGGGAGCGAGAGGAGAGCUGCUUGCCCCAAACUCCGCACUGGGAGGGAGCAUUUCCAGCCCCUCAGGAUGGCCACCAUCACCUGCAACCGCUUCACUGAGGAGUACCAGCUCUUUGAGGAACUGGGCAAGGGCGCUUUCUCCAUCGUGCGGAGAUGCGUGAAGGUGCUGGCAGGACAGGAGUACGCGGCCAAGAUCAUCAACACCAAGAAGCUCUCUGCUCGAGAUCACCAGAAGCUGGAGCGAGAAGCCCGGAUCUGCCGUCUCCUGAAGCACCCCAACAUUGUGAGGCUCCACGACAGCAUCUCUGAAGAGGGCCACCACUACCUGAUAUUUGACCUGGUCACCGGCGGGGAGCUCUUUGAGGACAUUGUGGCCAGGGAGUACUACAGCGAAGCAGAUGCCAGCCACUGCAUCCAGCAGAUCCUGGAGGCCGUCCUGCACUGCCACCAGAUGGGGGUGGUUCACCGGGAUCUGAAGCCCGAGAACCUGCUCUUGGCAUCCAAGCUGAAGGGGGCUGCUGUCAAGCUGGCUGACUUUGGCCUCGCCAUCGAGGUGGAGGGCGACCAGCAAGCAUGGUUUGGUUUCGCCGGCACCCCGGGAUAUCUGUCCCCCGAGGUGCUCCGGAAGGAUCCCUAUGGCAAAGCCGUGGAUCUGUGGGCUUGUGGUGUCAUCCUCUACAUCCUGCUGGUUGGGUACCCACCCUUUUGGGAUGAAGACCAACACCGACUCUACCAGCAGAUCAAGGCUGGGGCUUACGAUUUCCCCUCCCCUGAAUGGGACACGGUCACUCCUGAAGCAAAAGAUCUCAUCAACAAGAUGUUGACCAUAAACCCCUCCAAGCGCAUCACGGCCGCCGAGGCCCUGAAGCACCCCUGGAUAUCGCACCGUGCCACCGUGGCCUCAUGCAUGCACAGGCAGGAGACUGUGGACUGUCUGAAGAAGUUCAAUGCCCGCAGGAAGCUGAAGGGAGCCAUCCUCACCACCAUGCUGGCCACCAGGAACUUCUCCGGAGGCAAAAGUGGUGGCAACAAGAAGAAUGACGGCGUGAAGAAAAGAAAGUCCAGUUCCAGCGUUCAGUUAAUGGAAUCGUCGGAGAGCACCAACACCACCAUUGAGGAUGAAGACACCAAAGUACGGAAGCAAGAGAUCAUUAAAGUCACAGAGCAGCUGAUUGAAGCAAUAAGCAAUGGCGACUUUGAGUCCUACACGAAGAUGUGUGACCCUGGAAUGACUGCUUUUGAGCCUGAGGCUCUGGGCAACCUUGUGGAAGGCCUGGAUUUCCACCGAUUCUACUUUGAAAACCUGUGGUCCCGGAACAGCAAACCCGUGCACACGACGAUCCUGAACCCUCACAUCCACCUGAUGGGGGACGAGUCUGCCUGCAUCGCCUACAUCCGCAUCACGCAGUAUGUGGACUCUGGAGGGAUCCCCCGCACUGCCCAGUCCGAGGAGACCCGCAUCUGGCACCGCCGGGAUGGCAAAUGGCAGAUUGUGCAUUUCCACAGAUCCGGCGCGCCCUCGGUCCUACCGCAGUAAUCCCUCUGAAGUGUGGCCCUGCCCGUGCUGGGUUUGUCACUGACUGACUACCAAGGGGAGACCCCCUCCGACAUGUUCACCUACGGGACUUUGGCUGUUGGCUCUGCUGCUUGGUUCCCGCUGGAAUAACCCCUCGCUUCUCACCGCACACACACGACAGCCCCGCCAGUGCAGCACAAGCAUCCAUCAACCCCCACCCUGCCAGGGUCAUGGCACUGGGCCCCCUCCUCUGCAUGAACCAGAACAAGAGAAACCAUCAACUCAAACCCAAGCAUCUGGCUGUGUACAGGCCCCCCUCAUCGACUGCACAGCGUUGGUGGCCUCCUCACUCAGCACAUCUCCUGAACUGGGCUCAGGCUCAUCAUCCACCUCCAUCCCCACCCCUGCUGGAAGCCCUCCGAGGAAAGGGGGGCAGUUUUGAGCCGCUCUCUGCUGCAUCCUCCCUGUGUGCUGGUGGAUUUUGCUUUGCUGCUAUCAAGGUCCCUGUCUGCUGCCAUGACUCCUGCCUGCUCCCAACCCGAGUUCCUGCUUCCCAGCAGCCUCGUCCAGGGAACUGCAACUCAAUCCAUUUGCCAAGUCCAUUUUUCAUGCGUACCUGUGCAAGGAGGGCCGUGUUUGGAUGGGUGAGUAAAGACUAUCUGUUCAUUUUCUCUUCCCAGCAUAGGCUGGCUCCUUCCCAGGAGAGCAAGUAGGUUUGCACCCUGGUUCCAGGGCAACUGAUGUGCCAAGAAGGAUGCUCUCCCUUCUUCCUCCCUUCUCCCUUUGGAGCAGAGACUGGCGAUGCUGGGAGAAGAGAGGAGGAGAAUGACAACUGCUUCCCAUCAGCACAGACGGGAGCUGGGGCUCUCCCAUCCAUGUCUGGGCGGCAGCAUUGCCCCUGCAGCCUCCUCCUCACCCACCACCCAGCCUGGAUCCUUUACCCCAGCACCCACCCCUGCUCCCCACACACAGCACUGGCGUUCCCUUGCUCCCAGCUCCCAGGAUGGGAUGGGGGCAGCCGAGCUGGCUGCUGGCUCGGGGCACCAACCUCCAUGGCCCCCGUGACUCCUUCCAGCGACAACAAGGAAUGCAAGCUUUGGUGACAAACUGCAGAAUCUGAUUGUGCUUCAACGACAACAAACGAGCCUUUCGCUGUCUUCUCCUUUGAGCGCAUGCCUUUUUAUAGGGAAAACAAACCAACCUACCGUGUAUUUCGUAACUUGAUUUUGAGUAUUUGCUGAAAUGGAUCUUUAUGUAAUAACUAGAAACAUUCAACUGUUUAAGUGGGGCGGGAGGGGGGAUUUUCGGGGGUUGCUGUUUUUUCAGUGCGUUUACAUUUGAAGUGGGGUUGUUCUGCCACGAUGCUCCUGCCAGGGGUCCCACAGCUGCCAGCCCCCUCCUCUCACACCGUGGUGGCUUGUCCCAUUCUGUCCUGCAGCGUUGGGUGGCAAAGGCACCCAUCUCCAGGAGCCCCCUUCUCCAGGGGCCCCCAUCUUCAGGGGCCCCCAUCUCCAGGAGCCCUCAUCUCCAGGGGCACCCACAUCACCGUGGCACCUUCCUGCACCCCAUGGGUCUUCCUGCAGGGCAAACCACAGUGGUGGCUUUGGGAGUGCCACCAACAUGUGGCUUUCAGGACAGAAAACAUGGCCGAGAAGGGGAACGUUGGUCUCGCCUCUUUGCCAUCAGGUAGAGGUCUGAGGGUGGGUGUUCUUCUGGCAAUUCUUCCAUUUCACAUUCUCUUUUUCCUGAUUGGAGCCUCUUCACUCACUGGUGUGAGGCUCCUGCAGCACUGCUGCCCCGGGGUACUUUCUAGCUCCACUCUCUUUGUCUGCAUGGUGUUUAACUUUCUAGACGGUGCGUGUGUUGAAAAACAAAGAAACGAACAAAAACUGCUUGUUUUGGAUCUAAAAAAAAAUAGGAAAAAGGAAAAAAAAAGGAAAAAAAUAGAGGAAAUUAUUCCUCCAUGUAAAUUCUGAGUGUGUAUUUUGCCUUUUCUGUGGUUUUGAAUGCUUUGCUCUCUGUUGAGGCAGGGACAGCCACCAUGCCAAACGCAGCUGCGUCCUUGCAGACUGCAAAAAUGUUUUCCCACUGGAUGGAGGGGAAGAAAUCUAAACUGCUGGGGCACGGACAGGCCCUGAGAAGUGUUUUGGUGUGUUCCUCUGUGCCAGCAGUGUGAUGGCUGCUGGUGAUGUUUGUAGGAGAUGCCUUUUUGGGGGCAAAUCACAGAGCUGAUCCAUGGGUGCCCAUGGGGUUCCCCAUGCCUUUGUGCACCAUAGGCUUGCAAGAGUUCCCCAGAGCAGGGAAAUCCAUGCAGGGAAAGGAUUAACUUUUAAGGUAGAGUUUGGGUGUUUUUACAGAUCUGUUUUUCUUCCUGUAGUCAUGUAGUGCUGAAGUUUUUUUUUUUAAUUUUUAAAGGAAGGACUCAGCUCUUUCACAGUUCUCUCUCUCCCUCUCCAGAGCUGGCUCUGAAGCCAGCCGUGGGUCAGUGUCAUCCACCUUCUGAUGUCCAAGCUCUCCAGGUGUCAAGAGGAUUUUUGGGAAUUGGUAUAAGGUGGAUGAUGAUGGAGGACAUCAUAUCAGGGCUCUGCAUGGGGGCUGAAGGGCAGAUGCCAUCACAGCCUGGUUUUGAAGCUGCUGAUAGCUGUGGACAUUGGGUGGGCUGUGAGGGUCAAGCUGCUCCAGCAGCUGCUACUGAGAAAGGACUGGGGGUCUGGUGGGAUUCCCUGGGAAUAACAGAUGAGAUGCUGGGGUAGAUACAAGCUUCUUUCACUGAGAACCCACAGUCACUUCUAGGGAGAAGCAUCUUGGCUCCCAGGAAGGCUUUGAGGUGUCUUUUUGGAGGGAGUUUCUCCUCCUUGAUAUUUCCCUAAGAUUAUCUCCUCAGGAAGCAGCUGGAUGUCCUUGCAACACUCCUUUGCAAGGGAAGCAGAGUCUGAAGUUUAAACUCAUUCUAGUCUUCCAGGCAAGCUGCAGCCUGACCAAGGAAGACCCAACUUCCCAACAUGCCCUUGCUGGCAGCAUUAAGCACCUGCACUUUAGGGGUCUGUCCUGCCUGGUGUCUCUGCCCCACCUUGCCCUGCUUCUCCAGAGUGGGUUCCUGUAUCUCCAGAGCAUCUCAGCAAGCACUCAUGGACCUCCACCUUUUCUUUCAGUAUCCAUGGAAAGCAUCUAUUUCUGUCUUCCUUCCCAUUUGCUGAUUUCUCCUAAACUUGCAGGAAAGCUAUAUAAAUAAGUUUCCACCAUCCUUCUUUGGCUGGAAGAGCCAGGGAUGCUGCUGUUAUAUCUCUACUUUUAAGCUGUUGACACUGUCCCUGACACAUGCAAAUGGGCAUUGCCCCAACAACCCCACCACGGUUCUGGGAAUGACAACGUCCAGGGAUGUUCCUAAUAAGCAGCAUGGACAGGGACACCUUGCUGGGAUGGAGUUUACCACCAUGGACCUCCCGUCCCAUUGGCCUCAAGGCUGGAGAUCAGGCUAUGGCACAUUUCAUUUCCUGGCACAGACAGAACUCCUCUCCUCUGGUCUCCAGGUGCCUGGGUCAAACCAAACUCGGAAGUCCUCCAAACUCAUCCUCUCUUCCUCCUCUCCCAGACCACAGGGGAUGUCUAACUGGAGGCACUUGCUGUAGAGGUGUCGAGCUCCCAGCUCCACAGGUGGGUUUGGGAGCUGCCUGUUUUCCCUUCCUGCCUGCCAGGAUCCACUGGCAACAUCAUCAUUUCUCACAUCUUGCUGAUGCAGCCCCUCUGGAAGACAAAGAGGCCUCUGCUCUUUGCUGGAGGAGCAGGCACCCUCCUCCUCACCCCAGCCAGGCACUGCUGGGAGAGUUGUCUUUCCCCUCAAACCCGCAUGAAAUGCCCCUUCUGCCAGGCACUAAAUCCUUGUCUGACCCACAACCUGCCUCUCCUCCCAUGGAUGCCCCAUGGAUCUCCGGAAGCUGGAGCAGGCAGCAGUCAUCUCCUCCCACCUGGAGCUCCCGGUGAGCUCUGCAGCCUGUGGUGGGAUUGCAGUGCUGUGUGUGAGGGGCAGCCACACAGCCCCAUGGACCAAGAGUGUCUGCCAGCAGGAGAUCACAUCCUCUGAUCACCCCAGGAGACAGACUGACCCUUCUUCCCCACCACAGGAUGGGUUGUGGUGUACCCCACGCUCUUGAUGCUGCACAGAUCCUCCAGCCAGGAGACCUCAGCCUUGCCCGUGUCCCAAGGUGCAGGUCCCAUCCGUGUCAGACAGGGAAACCCAGGUGUGAGCAGGCUGUGGGGACACCAGAGCAGGGGCUGGUGGCCACUCUGCCACCAGCUUGAUCUGAAUCUCCUUCCCUCCUGCAGGUCAUCAACAGGGAGUGGGAGAGAGGGAGCAGUGGAGGGGACUGUAUCGAGUGGCUCCUUCCUUCUUUGGAUUGUUGUCCCUUUUUUCUAAUUGUUGCACAAUUUUAGGGCUUUUGUAACAUUUUUUGGACAAGCAGGGAAAAUAUGUUAACAGUGGUUUAAGGAAAGAAAAUGAGAUCUAUCUCUCUUAUAUAUUAUAUAUAUAUAAAAAAUAUAUAUAUACUUACAGGAAAUCUCUAUGGAAAUAUUUAUUUAAGAUGAUUGCAAAAAAUAUAUUAUAAUUCAGAGUAUACCGAGCUUUGUCACAUAACAAAAAUCAAGCCCCGGGGAGGGGUAGCUGCCUGUCCCCUCGUGUCUGUUUGUCCGUACGGUUGCAGCUGAAGCCUUUCUCUUCUCUUUUUGUAAGUGCACUCGAACUGUUGAGCAGUGUGACCGUGUUGGAUUCAGUGGGAACUCGGGGCAGGGUGGGGGGGUGUGGGGGAGGAUUGAUUUUGUUUCCUUUUCCUUUGUCUUUUCUGAACCUGCGGCUGUGAACA
This is a messenger RNA of Melospiza melodia melodia, 6472 nucleotides long. RefSeq names its product calcium/calmodulin dependent protein kinase II alpha (gene CAMK2A). Gene Ontology annotation, molecular function: calcium/calmodulin-dependent protein kinase activity; ATP binding; calmodulin binding. The record is from RefSeq and is a predicted model, not a curated record. NCBI's taxonomy places the organism in Eukaryota, Metazoa, Chordata, Aves, Passeriformes, Passerellidae. Bases 165 to 1634 code for a protein of 489 amino acids. The transcript is spliced from 19 exons. Gene Ontology annotation, biological process: protein phosphorylation.